AUGUCGCGAAAACCAACAGACGUUCCCUCUAAAGAGCGAAACGAAUAUAUCCCGUCGUUCAUCUCUAAAAAACCCUUCUAUGUCGAUGACGAGUCAUCUGCCAAUGACUACUUGGAGCAUCAGCGUUUACAUAAGUCGAAGGAAGGACAAUCCAAAUGGUAUGACAGAGGUAAGCGGGCUGGCCCCGCUGCCACCAAAUACCGCAAAGGUGCCUGCGAAAAUUGCGGCGCAAUGACACACAAGACAAGGGAUUGCUUAAGCAGGCCCAGGAAACACGGUGCCAAAUGGACUGGAAAAGAUAUCGAAGCUGAUGAAGUUAUUGAGAACGUUGAGUUGGGCUGGGAUGCAAAACGAGAUCGUUGGAAUGGCUAUGAUCCUAGGGAAUAUAGAAAUACCGUUCAAGAAUACGAGGACUUGGAAAUCCUAAAACGAAAGGCAAAGGGUGAAAUUGAGAAUGGCGGCAUCUCGGGGCAAGAAGCCGACGGUGACAAUGAAGAUAAUGGAGAGAUUGACGGCAUGGGUGAGGUUAAGUACGCCGAAGAGUCCGAUAUGGGCAGACAACAAUCUACCGCAACGCGAAAUUUACGUAUUCGAGAAGAUACCGCCAAAUAUUUGCUUAAUCUAGACCUUGAUUCCGCCAAAUACGACCCAAAAACAAGGUCAAUGGUUGAUACGGGUGCACAAUCGGACCAAGCCGCCGCCCUUGUUAUCGAAGAGAACUUUUUGAGGGCAUCGGGCGAUGCUGCUGAAUUCGAGCAGGCACAACGUUACGCAUGGGAGUCGCAAGAACGUGGUGACAAAGAUAGGCAACACUUACAGGCAAACCCUACACAGGGCGAAUAUUUCCGGAAAAAACACAAGGAGGAAGUGGAUGCAAAAAGCCAAGAACAAAAAAGAAAACUGCUAGAGAAAUAUGGUGGUGCAGAGUUUUUGAAGCCGGGAUUGCUUCAUAAAGCCGCUGUCACGGAAAAUGAACGAUUUGUGGAGUAUGAUGAAAGUGGUGCUAUAAAGGGACAAUCAAGCCAGGAUGCAACAUCGAAGUACCAAGAAGACGUUCUUAUCAACAAUCACACGUCAGUAUGGGGCAGUUGGUGGUCGAAUUUCAAAUGGGGUUAUGCUUGCUGCCAUUCCAUCGUAAAGAACAGCUAUUGUACUGGCGAGGCGGGUAAGACAGCUGCGGCAGACGCAGAAAACAUGCUCUUGAACGAGCUUCAAAAGGCCGGCGAAGAUCACGAUGCCCAUGAAAUUCGUCCGGAAAAGGUUGAAGAGAAGGUCAAAGGAACAUUGGCAAAAAGAUCUCUACAUGAAAUGCAGCAAGGAGUAACAGAGGAAGAGCUUGAGAAAUACAAAAAAUCUCGGCUAGCCGCUGAUGACCCCAUGGCAGCAUUUCUUGGGAAGGACGAGCUGGUUAUGUGA
Molecule: messenger RNA, 1416 nt
Organism: Ophidiomyces ophidiicola
Lineage: Eukaryota; Fungi; Ascomycota; Eurotiomycetes; Onygenales; Onygenaceae
Gene: SLU7
Product: mRNA splicing protein
Exons: 1
Coding region: 1-1416 (471 amino acids)
Biological process (GO): mRNA splicing, via spliceosome
Cellular component (GO): spliceosomal complex
Molecular function (GO): pre-mRNA 3'-splice site binding
Source: RefSeq, a predicted model, not a curated record